Molecule: messenger RNA, 2124 nt
Organism: Pyrenophora tritici-repentis Pt-1C-BFP
Lineage: Eukaryota; Fungi; Ascomycota; Dothideomycetes; Pleosporales; Pleosporaceae
Product: zf-UBP multi-domain protein
Biological process (GO): Ras protein signal transduction; protein ubiquitination
Cellular component (GO): cytoplasm
Molecular function (GO): ubiquitin protein ligase activity; zinc ion binding
Source: RefSeq, a predicted model, not a curated record
AUGCCGGCAUACUUCUUCCACGUUACCUUGGAGCUUUACCCCUCGCGCUCGUCGCCCGACAAGACCUUCACCCCGCCGCCGCAUACUAACAUCUUCGCCUCUGAGCUCCCGGUCCAUCGCAGAGCUUCGUGGGGCUCUUAUCCUCCAGCAGCACGAACAUACAGCAGCUUUCUCAAACCCAUAGCCUCGGGGAGUGAGACCAGUCAAGCCACCACCUCACGCGAACGGCCGCCUCCAGCUCGUCGAUUCAGCCACCGCACGCGACCAUCCUUCUCAGACCAGCACGACAGUCCCGUACCCGUCGUCAAACCACCAAAGAGACCUGGACAUAGACGUACACAGAGCUUUGCACAUAGAGACUGGCGCUUCGACACCAUCUCUAUACUCAGCAUCGACAUGCACCCGAGCCAUGGCACCGACCUCGCUCAAUCUCGCGCAAAGUCCCUCAAACACCCUUCACAGCCUCCCAAUACCGGAGGUCUAGCGACAAAGGGAAACUUCAUUCCCUCUGACCCGAAAGACACAGAGGUUGGCUGGGGCGUGGUGCAUCUGUACCGUGAUGGACAAGAGACGCCAGGCCUAUACGACGACAUCGAGGGAGCAAGCAAAGAGUUCAAUGAGGAGGACUGCACAACACUAUGCAUACUCGCGGUGCCAUCAUACAUGACGCCGUCCGACUUCUUGGGCUUCAUGGGCGAGCAGACUAGGGAGGAGGUGUCGCACUUUAGAUUGAUCAGAACCAGCAGGGCUAACAAGUACAUGGUGCUAAUGAAGUUUCGGGAGGCAAAGAAGGCACGGGAAUGGCGAAAGGCGUGGGACGGCAAAGCAUUCAACAGUAUGGAGCCAGAAUACUGUCACGUUGUUUUCGUCAAGUCUAUCAACUUCCAGAAUGGCGACUCGAAUCGCGAUCCUACCUCAUACCCCGACCUUACGAACGACCCCUUCGCCCCCGCUCCUACAAAGCAGCCGACUGCCCCUCUUCCGCCAGCGACUGGUGUCUCUUCGCCUGUUGAUGGCCCGUCGAUAGCUACAUCGCUUACCGCAAAGCCGCCCGCUCCACCCACGGCUGCCCUCGUGGAGCUGCCGACCUGCCCCGUCUGUCUGGAGCGUAUGGAUGAGACAACAGGCCUGCUCACUAUUCUCUGUCAGCAUGUCUUCCACUGCGCAUGCCUCGAGAAGUGGCGGGGUUCAGGCUGCCCAGUCUGUCGCUAUACACAAAACGACGCCUUUACACUGCACCGUGGCGCUGAUGGUGAAAGUCCGGACAACGAGUGCAGUGUCUGUGGAUCUACGCAAAAUCUCUGGAUCUGUCUGAUCUGCGGCAACAUAGGAUGUGGCCGCUACGACUCGGCACAUGCUUUUGCACAUUACGAAACUACAAGCCACACAUACGCCAUGGACGUCGCAACACAGCACGUCUGGGACUACGCAGGUGACGGAUACGUCCACCGACUGAUACAAAACAAGACAGAUGGAAAGCUCGUCGACAUGCCUGCCUCAAGCCAAUCCUUCGCCGCGCCGGGUAUGACAGGCUACUCCAACGACACAGUCCCGCGCGAGAAGCUAGAUAACAUGGGCAUGGAAUACGCCUACCUCCUAACCUCGCAGCUCGAAUCCCAACGCACAUACUUUGAAGAACAACUCGAACGCGCCGUCGACAAGGCCGCAAAAGCCGCCUCUACAGCCGACGAAGCAACCCGCUCCGUCGCAUCUCUCUCCCAAAAACUAGACCACCUCUCCACCCAACACCAAGAAGCAACCGCCACCAUCGCAACCCUCACAAAGGAAUCAGCCCGCAACGCCCAAAAAGCCCAGAAUGCUUCCGACCUUGCCCGCAAACUUACAAAACAGUACAAGGAAGAGCAGAUUGUUAAUGAGAGCCUCAUGGAACGUAUCAAGCAUCUCGAGAAGAAGGCUGAGGAGGCUGAGGCGAAGGUCAAAUUGGUCGAGGCGCAGAAGGCGGAUUUGGAAGAGCAGAAUCGCGAUUUGAGCUUCUUUAUUAGUGGCCAGGAGAAACUUCAAGCUAUGCAGAUGGAAGAGGGGGAGGUGGAGGGCGCAACACUGGAGGUGGGGGAGAGUGCGAGUGCGAAGAGGGGGAGGAGGAAGGGGAAGAAGAAGGCUUGA